AUGGGUCGCGGAUCUUUCGUCUCGCUGCGCUUUCCUUCGCACCUCGCCAUCUAUGUGCUGCUCGCUAUCUCCCUCUCCGCGUUCUGCGCCGCACAGCUUAACGAUGGCGCUGCCGCAUUUCCUGCUGAGCCGCGUCGGCUCGGCGAUCCCAAGCUUCCGUUGGCCCUCGCGGCGGUCGAGGCGCUCCUCCGCCAGGCGCAGUUCGACGUCGCUGUCGGGGAGUACGAUCGCGCCGCUCGCCGCCUUUUUUCGCCCGUCGCCGAAGUGUCUAUCCCGGGCCGCCCUCUGCAGCGCCUCAAAACCCUCGAAGAAAAGGCAGCGUUUCUUGAGUCACUCGCGCCUGUUCCGCCCCCCUCUCCCCCACCCUCCGCAAACGGUACUCUUUUGAGCGGUUUGUCCCCGGUAGUGGCCGCUUCGUUAAUCGAGCGCGCGGAGCUGUACGUGCCCAAGUACGAUCGCUACCUGGGCUACUCGCUGCUCACUUACGGCCGCCUCCUGCAGGACGCAGAGUCCGCCGAGCCGCGCACCGGCAAGUUCGUCCUCUUGUGGGAUGUCAUCGCGGACAACGCCAGGGUCGCGGAGGAUGCUGACGUGGAAUCUUCGCGGCAGCAAGAGAGCAACUCCGUCUACGCGUGGGGGCUCAGCUGGGCUUACUGGAACGACGACGCGCACAGGCAACCAAGCCACGAGGUCUCGCUCGCCAAGCCUCUGCCUUACCUCCCCGAGCCAGAGCGCACCCUGUCCGAGCCUCUCGCCGAUCCGCACCCGGCCGACUUGAAGCUGCAGAUUCAGGAGGCUUGGGCGAAUUUCAGCCUCAACCUGGCGAAUGCUGACGUGGCAGCAGCUGCCAGCAUUUUCGCUGACAACGUGACGCUGCUGCCACCUGGCCAUCCGAAGCUCACCCUACCAGGGCCCCUGGACAAGCAGGAUUACCUGCAGCGACUGGUGGACUGCCACGUGGCACUGGAUGUGACCGUCGAUUCUCUCCUUCUGGUGAAGCUGAAGUCCUCGCUGACGCCUGUCGUCCCGCCGCCGCCCCCGGCUCCCGAAGUUCUGCCUUCCCAGGACGCGUCGUCCGCCAUGCUCCGUGGCUACAGUGCCGCGGAUCUCCUGGCUGAUAACGAGGAGCUCAAUAGCGGGGCGUCGAAUGGCGAUGCGUUGGGUGUGAUCACGCGCUCCUCCUUCAUCCUCACCAACACCUCCACCGCUCCCUCCUGCUAUUCCCUAUUCCUCCCUCCCUGCCCUUCCCCCCUCCCUGCCUUCCCUCCUCCCUGCCCUUUCCCCCUUGGUGCCCUUGUGGCCUUUCUGCCAUGCUGCACUGCCCGUGCAGGCAAGCAUGUGAAGGCGGGCUCUCUGCUGCAGAAGUGGGCGCGCGUCAACCUGCCCGACUCUGGCAUGGCAGCAGCAGGCGCGCCCCUUGCCGCCUCUCGCCACCGCUGGUACUUCGAGUGGGCCAUCUGGAACUACCACAAGAUCCCGGCUGCUGAUGUUGCUGCCAUUUAG
This is a messenger RNA of Closterium sp. Naga37s-1, 1503 nucleotides long. Lineage: Eukaryota; Viridiplantae; Streptophyta; Zygnematophyceae; Desmidiales; Closteriaceae. The record is from the annotation of a GenBank genome assembly.